This is a messenger RNA of Gambusia affinis (western mosquitofish), 5125 nucleotides long. RefSeq names its product SEC24 homolog D, COPII coat complex component (gene sec24d). The record is from RefSeq and is a predicted model, not a curated record. Gene Ontology annotation, molecular function: zinc ion binding; SNARE binding. The transcript has 23 exons. The coding region runs from base 333 to 3683 and encodes 1116 amino acids. Gene Ontology annotation, biological process: COPII-coated vesicle cargo loading; endoplasmic reticulum to Golgi vesicle-mediated transport; intracellular protein transport. NCBI's taxonomy places the organism in Eukaryota, Metazoa, Chordata, Actinopteri, Cyprinodontiformes, Poeciliidae. Gene Ontology annotation, cellular component: endoplasmic reticulum exit site; COPII vesicle coat.
UAACAAAGUGUCCGUAUCUACAGACACUAGAGGAAUUUUACUUGGCUGUAAAAUGGUGAUUUUAGACAGGUUCAGUGUGAUUCGUUGAGAAAACGACGUCGAGUUUUCUUUAAUUCCCUCGUGCGAGAGGGUGUCUUCAUCUUUAGUGCUUUUAUUUUGAAAAGCUUCCACGCCCCGUAAAGAUGGCAGUUUGUCGUCGUCACGGCAGCGGAGAGACCCGGUGCUCUUUCGAGUUUGACGUGGCACUCCGAUUUUCUCAGAGAAGAAGAGGAUCUCUCUCUGCCCUGCUGUUCAGCUUGAUAUGAGCAGACAGUGACAGCCGUCCCAUCAGAAUGAGCCAACAAGGUUACGUAGCUGCCCCCCCAUUCUCCCAGGCCCAGCCUGGAAUAGGGGGGUACCAAGGUGGAUUUGGAGCUCCCCCUGCCCAGCCCCUCUAUGGACAUUAUGGAGGACCACCUCAGGGAUUUAAUGCUCCACCAGCAGGUAUGAUGAAGUCACCACCUACCUCGCCUGCAGGAAUGCCACCAUCUCCUGUGUCCAGUCAGUACAAUCCAAGUGUGCAGCAGAAUGGUGCUCAUCCCCAAAGGUAUGCCUCUCCAUCAGCUGCCUCUCCGCCCUAUGGUCAGCCUUCACAGUCUGUGUACAACAGCAUGGCAUCGCCUGCCCCUCCAACGCAGCAGCUUGCUAAUCAGAUGAGUGCUAUGAACCUGGGGAGCUAUGCCCCAGGCGCCAUGCAGAGCCACCCCCCUCCUCCAACAAGCUCUGUUGCCCAGCAACAUUUUCAGACACCAGCUCCAGCAAUGGGUCAGCCACAGAUGCAUGCAGCCCCACAGACACCACACAUGGCCUCUCAGAAUCAGAUGUCUCCACCACAGUCACCCCUUACAAAUAUGCCGGCAUCAGGACAAUCAAUGGGAGGCCAGUCGAUGGCUGGGCCGCCAAUGGGAGGCCAGUCGAUGGCUGGGCCGCCAAUGGGAGGCCAGUCGAUGGCUGGGCCGCCAAUGGGAGGCCAGUCGAUGGCUGGGCCGCCAAUGGGAGGCCAGUCGAUGGCUGGGCCGCCAAUGGGAGGACAGUCGAUGGCUGGGCCGCCAAUGGGAGGACAGUCGAUGGCUGGGCCGCCAAUGGGAGGACAGUCGAUGGCUGGGCCGCCAAUGGCAGGCAUGAACAGACCUUUUCCUGGACCUCCACCUUCAGGCCAAGGAGCUUUCCAGCAACAUGGUACAGGACCAGGUGCUCCGUCAGGUUACCCACAGCAAUCAGGUCAGUUUGGGGGACUCAUGUCUGGACCCCAGCCAGGCAUGUCAGGGGGCUUUCCUGGAGCUCCAGGAGGACUUGCUGGUCCUCCUCAAAAGAAACUGGAUCCUGAUUCGAUACCGAGCACAACCCAGGUUAUUGAGGAUGACAAAGCAAGGCUGGGAGGACAGGUCUUUAGCACAAACAUCAGAGGACAGGUCCCACCUCUUGUCACCACUGACUUCACAGUUCAGGAUCAAGGGAACGCCAGUCCAAGAUUUAUACGCUGCACGACUUACUCACUGCCCUGCACCGCUGAGUUGGCCAAACAGUGCCAAGUGCCUCUCGCUUCCAUCAUUAAACCAUUUGCAAAGUUGCCAGAAAAUGAGACUCCUCUGUAUGUUGUGAACCAUGGUGAGACGGGUCCAAUACGCUGCAAUCGAUGUAAGGCCUACAUGUGCCCCUAUAUGCAGUUCAUCGACGGCGGUCGUCGCUAUCAGUGUAGUUUCUGCAACUGUGUCAAUGAAGUGCCAGUCUUCUACUUUCAACACCUGGACCACAUGGGCCGUAGGGUGGACUUCUAUGAGAGGCCUGAGCUUUCCCAGGGAUCCUAUGAGUUUGUUGCCACACUUGAUUAUUGCAAGAACAAUAAGCCUCCCAAUCCUCCUGCCUAUAUCUUCAUGAUUGAUGUGUCCUACACCAAUAUCAAAAGCGGACUGGUCAAACUGGUAUGCGAUGAGCUCAAGACUCUGCUGGAGAAGCUGCCCAGGGAGGAUGGAGCAGAAGCCUCAGCAAUUAAAGUGGGCUUUGUUACUUAUAACAAGGUGCUUCACUUCUACAACGUGAAGAGCGCUCUGGCCCAGCCGCAGAUGAUGGUGGUGUCAGAUACAGCCGAAAUGUUCGUCCCGCUGCUCGACGGCUUUCUCGUGAAUUACCAGGACUCCAGGGCCGUCAUCUACAACCUCUUGGAUCAGAUCCCCGACAUGUUUGCAGACACCAACGAGAGUGAGACGGUCUUCGCUCCCGUCAUCCAGGCUGGAGUGGAGGCGUUCAAGGCAGCAGAAUGCAGCGGGAAGCUCUUCAUCUUCCACUCGUCCAUGCCCACUGCUGAGGCUCCAGGGAAACUGAAGAACAGAGACGACAAAAAGCUGGUCAACACCGACAAGGAGAAAACCCUUUUCCAGCCUCAGAAAGGAGUGUAUGAGCAGCUGUCUAAAGACUGCGUGGCACAAGGAUGCUGCGUUGAUCUCUUCCUCUUCCCCAGCCAGUACCUUGAUUUGGCCUCCAUGGCUGAUGUGCCUUCACACACCGGAGGCUCCGUCUUCAAGUACAAUAACUUCCAGGUGGCGACUGAUGGGGAGCACUUCCUCAGAGAUCUGAGGAAGGAUUUGCAGAAGAGCCUGGGAUUCGAUGCUGUAAUGAGAGUUCGCACCAGUACAGGCUUCAGGGCCACAGACUUCUUCGGGGCCAUUUACAUGAACAACACCACCGACGUGGAGAUGGCAGCUGUAGACUGCGACAAGGCCGUGACCGUGGAGUUCAAGCACGAUGACACUCUCAGCGAGGAGUCUGGGGCCUUUAUGCAGUGUGCUUUGCUGUACACCACCAUCAGUGGUCAACGACGCCUCCGCAUCCACAACCUGAGCCUGAACUGCACCGCACAGCUGUCUGAGCUGUACAAGUGCUGCGAGACGGACUCGCUCAUCAACUUUUUCGCCAAAUCAGCUUACCGUGCCAUACUGAACCAGCCUGUGAAGAACGUGAGGGACAUCCUGGUCAACCAGACGGCCCACAUGUUGGCCUGCUACAGGAAGAACUGCGCCAGCCCAUCAGCUGCAAGUCAGCUGAUCCUGCCUGAUUCCAUGAAAGUGUUCCCAGUCUACAUGAACAGCCUGAUGAAAACGGCUCCACUAGUGGGCAGCACUGAGCUCUCCACAGACGACAAGGCCCACCAGCGGCUGUCUGUCAUGGCUAUGGGGGUGGAGGACAGCCAGCUGCAGCUCUACCCACGCCUCAUCCCUCUGCACAACGUGGACGUUAGCAGCGAGGCAGUGCCUGAUCCGGUCCGCUGCUCUGAGGAACGCCUUUCAGACUCCGGCCUGUUUCUGCUGGAGAACGGGCACUCCAUCUUUCUGUGGCUGGGCCAAGCGAGCCCGCCGGAUCUGAUCCAGAGCCUCUUCAAUGUCCCCUCGCUCGCCCAUUUGCAGCAAGAACACAUGUUCACGCUGCCAGAGCUGGACAACCCGCUGUCAAAGAAGGUCCGAGCCAUCAUCAGUGAGCUGCUGGAGAAAAGGCCAAACUCUAUGAAGCUGCAGAUCGUGAGGCAGAGAGACAAACUGGAGAUGUUGUUCCGUCAGUUCCUGGUGGAGGACAAAGGCCUGCAUGGCGGCUCCUCCUAUAUGGACUUCCUGUGCUACGUUCACCGGGAAAUCAGGCAGCUGCUCACCUAAGCUGACACACCUGGCUUCAGAACAUUUCAAAUGAUCCAUAACAAAUUUCUAAGAGAUAUGAAUUAGAACAUGACAGCCUUCAAGAUGCCCAGAGCCCAAAGCUGUCUCUGGGAUGGUUUGAUGUACAAAUAACGGUAAGAGCUUGCAGUAAACGAGGAUCUAAAAUCCACUUUGGACUCAGCAAUACAUCAUCCAGUCUAAUUUCAUGACUUUGUAAAUUAUUUUCUGGAAAAGACAAAGGGUUAUUUGUGUAGAGAAUCUGUGUUAAUCUUCCAAGAAGAAGUAUUUAAGUUGUUAUUUUUCAAACAAUAAAUAUUCAAUGUUUAAAUGGCUUUUAGAUGUUUAUCAUGUUUACUUUAUCAUCUGACUGGAAAGUGCUUUACAAUAACCAGAUGUAAAAUUCAAAAAUGUAAGAAGGACGACAGCAAAAAAAAAAAAAAAAGCUUCUGGCUGCAGGAGCCGAAAUUCUGUCCUGCUUUUACGCCAGGAGUGACUGAAAGCGUUUGAUUCUCACAUGCCUCUUCUGAAAGUCGCAUUCUUUGUCCAUUUAUGGCUGAGCUUCCAUGCGACCUGCAGUGAUGCAGAAGGAGCUUUGUCUUGCUGUUCUGAGCUCACGACGAAGCGAACGCAGCUGUCGCUCGGCAGCAAACAAGGGCAGGAGGAGAAAAGACAUUUCUUCUCUCCUCUUGCUUCAAGUCCUUGAGCUGCUGCUGCUGCUGAAAGGGAAAACAUCUAGUGAGACAAAAGACUGGAUGGCUGGAAGACAUCAAAAAGAUUUUUAAUUUGUUCCUGUCAUGAGUUGCACAUUUUUAUAGAAAGUUAAUUUAAAACCAAUUAAAAACAGUCAAACUUAUCCAAUAAAUGCAAAAUCAAAUUUAGCCAGUGUCAGGCUACCUUCAGUGUAUAGAUCCAUUAAAUCUAUAUAGAAAGAGCUUUCAGUACUGUAUCAUCUCAUUGUAUUACAUUUCAUGCUAUUCAAGAUAUUAUUAUGUCCUGUGUUGAUGCAGCCAGUAUAUUCUCUCUUUUUUUUUGUAUUUACACAAUAUUACCAAAUGCCUUAAGUUGAUUUAUUUGUUAAUAUUUCUGCCAGAGAGGUAAAUGACCAGCAGUUGUGUCACUUUAGUUUGUAUGCAAACUUAUCUCAGGUGAUUUCUGUCCAUUACCAUUUCAAGUUGAAAGCAGUGAUUUGGUUUGAGCUGGAAUGAUGGAGUGACUCAAUGGUCUUUGAUGCUUGUUCAGUUUUCUAACUGUUAACAACUUUUUUGUUUUUGGUAAUUAAACUUUUGACUUAAAAAGUUUUGCUCAUUUGUUUCCUUACAGUCACUACAGUAAAUAAAUUAGGAUAUCAUCCAAAAUGAAAUUCAAGUGGUAAAACUCAUUUAGAUUCAUUGCACACGCUGAUAUUUUACUUCUGCUCAUUUUGACGAUUUACAACUAAUAAA